This is a messenger RNA of Cuscuta epithymum, 310 nucleotides long. NCBI's taxonomy places the organism in Eukaryota, Viridiplantae, Streptophyta, Magnoliopsida, Solanales, Convolvulaceae. The record is from the annotation of a GenBank genome assembly.
CAUGUCUACUGCUAAAUCAGGAAGCUCGAAUUCCGGAGGUCAAUACGAAUAUGGCGAGUGGAUUCCAGUGACCUAUUGCGAAUGUGGCCAACAAUUAAAGCUUUUGACAACAUGGAAAGCAGAGAACAGUGGGAGAAGAUUUUGGAAAUGCAUUGGAAGUCAGCCAUAUAAAGGGUGUGGUAUGAUGGAGUGGUUUGACCCUCCAAUGUGCAAGAGAUCUCAAAAAAUAAUUCUGGGGCUGUUAAAAAAGAUGAAUGCGUAUGAGGAAAAAAUUCGUACAUUGGAGAUGAAGCUUGAAACAUUAGAGGUU